CCAUUGAUAGCAGUAACCAUUAUUAACUCAAAGAAAAGACAACUCACAUCAUCAAACUCUCACUCUCCUUGACACUGACGACACUGAGAAAGCCCCCAGGAUUCUGCUGCUAUGGACCUAAGAUUACCAGUCAAGGUCAGAUUUUAGAGGAAGAAACAAACAUACAAGAUGGAGGCUCUGAAGCCUACUCUCUCUCAGAAACCAAACCUCCCUCCUAAACCAAGGCUGGAGUCGCCAAACGCUAUCCCCUGCCCUGCUGUGCUGGACAGGGCCAUUAGGAGGAUAGAGCCAGGCACAGUCCGGCAGAGGGCUCUCAGCUUCAUCAACAGAGAGGAAACUGGAAAUGAAGCUCUGAGCCGAAAUGGAAGGAUAUCUUCAUCCAAUCAGGCUGUAUUUCAGUGGUCAGAAAGCACAGUGAAAGACCAAAUAAAGGGAGUACCACCUUCUAGAGAAAAUGAACAGAAACAGAGAAAAGAUAAAAAACAAGAUAUUAAGCAGAGAGAAGGGAACAAGGAAAGAAAGUCAUGGAACAAGGACCUGUCACCUGAGUGUGAGGAAGCCGGUCGCUCAGACCCCGACGGCAGUGAGAUGGACUCUGUGUCAGGUGCAGGGCUGUGUGAGGAAGGCUCAACAGCACACUCUAGCCCUCUGGAGGAAAAGCACUGCCACUGUGUCUGCCACCUCCACAGGCCUGGCAUGAAGCUGGUGUGGGUGCCGCUGCAAGCCGAAGAAAACAACAGUGUGUGCAUGGACAGGAAGCUUUCAACUAAUGGAUCAUUAAAGAGGGAAGAGGAAAUAAUAAACUUAUCAAAAGGAGAAACUGACUGGACAGAGGGCAAGGUUACCAAAACAGUGCAUGCCGAUAAUAAAGAAACCACACACCUGGUGAACAAACAGCUGAUGAACACACAUUUGGCUAACGCAUUCCAGCCUUUGCCUUCCAAACACACAACCACUGAAAAAUCUCCCACAAUGCCUCAGUGCGUCAACUGCCAGAGUUUUCGCUUUCAUCAUGGACCUCACAAGGAAGCGGAGAAAGAGUCGGAAUAUGAAACAAUGGACACAUUUUUCCACCUGUGCUCCUCAGAAACUGGGCAUGCAGAAACCCAGUCCAGCCAGCCACUCCCUGCUGAGGAGCCUCUGUAUUUAGACCUUCAGCCAUCCAAUGAGAGUGCUGCUAGUCCCCCAACUCCACCGCCCAGGCCCAAGCUUCCCCCACGGCCAUGCUCCACCGCGCAUGCUAAUCAGAAAGAGAGGCGGUGCACUCAGCCAGUUCUAGCCUAUAUGCUGUCACCAAGGGGAGGUCGCCCACCAAUGAGAUCUCCAACUAGCUUUGAUAGGGGAAGUAAAAACCCACCAUCAGGAAAGCCAAACUUAAAAGAGGAAAAGAAAAGUGAUGACAAAGAUUCAAAAAUGAAGGAGGAGACAGAAAAUGGAAAACAGGAGCAGGAACCCCGUAGGAUAUCUCAUGACUGGGAGCCAAACAGUGACUAUGAGCCUUUGUAUCAGAUGUAUCAGGCGAAAGUGUGCAAGGAAGCAGCUGAGUUGCAGGAUGACAGCCCCAAAGCCCAAAGGAAGAGCAUGAGUGAGUGUUUGGGGAUGCAGGGGACUGGGGCCACUGGGAACCCAUCCAGGAAUGAGCUGCUGGAGAUCACAUUGUGGCAAGAGCUUCCUGUGGUGAAGGAGAGCAGAGUACUGCAGACACUCACUCAUACAGAAAAACAUAGACAGGAGUGUAUGUUUGAAGUAUUGACCUCAGAGGCCUCAUAUCUGCGCUCACUUCGAGUGCUCAAAGAUCACUUCCUGGGGUCACGAGAAUUGGAUGAUACACUGGUUAUUCAUGACAGGAAGUCGCUAUUUUCCAACAUUCUGCAGGUGUAUGAGGUCAGCGAGAGGUUUAUGCAAGCGCUGCUGGACAGAGUGGAUGAGAAUGUGCUCAUAUCUGACAUCUGUGAUAUCAUUCAUCACCAUGCAGAAAAAUACUUUUCUGUCUACAUAGAUUAUGUCAGAAACCAGGUUUAUCAGGAAAAGACUUACAGCAGACUAAUGCAGUGUAACCGAGCAUUUGCAGUGAUUAUGCGGCGGCUGGAGGAAUCUCCACUCUGCAGACGCCUCCCCUUCACCUCUUUCAUGCUGCUGCCCUUCCAGCGCAUCACACGCAUCAAAAUACUCAUCCAGAGCAUUCUGAAGAGGACAAUGGAGGAUUCUCAUGAGGAAAGCACAGCUUCCCAAGCUCUUGCUACUGUUUCUGAGAUCAUCAGGGAGGCGAACACACAGGUGGGGAAGAUGAAGCAGAUGGAAGAACUGAUGCACAUCGCCAACUUGCUCGAGUUUGACAAACUCAAGGCCAUCCCACUUGUGUCUAAAACACGUUGUUUGGAGAAACAAGGUGAGCUGCAGGAGCUCAGUAAAGCAGGAUCACUCUUUGGCUUCAGAUUCCGCUUUACACCCAUCUACAUCUUCCUUUUCAAUGACCUCCUCAUCCUCACUGCUAGGAAGAGCAGUGUGAGUCCAGAGCGGUUUGUCGUUCUGGACCAUGCCCACCGCUCUUUGGUGCAAGUCCAGGGUGUUGAGGGUGGGCCAGCCCCCCAACUAGAGCAUGCCUUCAGCCUAACCAUACUAGAGAAUCACCAGGGCAACACCUGUGAGCGCCUGCUCAAGGCCAACACGGAAUCAGACAUGCACAGGUGGAUAGCUGCAUUCCCAUCUCUGACUGGAACGCAGGAGGAACAGAAGGAGAAGGUGUAUGAGGACUGGGAUUGCCCUCAGGUACAGUGCAUCUGUCAAUAUGUUGCAAAACAAGCUGAUGAGCUCAGUUUAGAACCCUCUGAUGUCAUCAAUGUUAUACGCAAAACAAAUGAGGGGUGGUAUGAGGGAAUCCGUCUUUCAGACAGACAGAGGGGCUGGUUUCCCCAGGAGACUGUUGCUGAGGUAACCAACGAGCACCAGCGACGCCGGAACCUGAGAGAACAAUUUAGACUGGCACAGGCAGCCAAUCAUAUUGUUCAGCGCUGAAAUUUGCCAAAAGAUUCCAAUCUGGUUGCUGAGCUUGAGUACAGGCCACUCAUUACUUCCCAUCUUCAAAGCAUUCUGUAUAUAGUAUAGUAGGCUGCUAAUUGUACAAGAAGUUAAAGGUAUAAAAUGUAACCCUAGAUCAUUAAUUUCAUUUAAAAUGAUCACUGAGAAAUAAAACAAUUUAAAGUGAAA
Molecule: messenger RNA, 3207 nt
Organism: Electrophorus electricus (electric eel)
Lineage: Eukaryota; Metazoa; Chordata; Actinopteri; Gymnotiformes; Gymnotidae
Gene: arhgef15a
Product: Rho guanine nucleotide exchange factor (GEF) 15
Biological process (GO): activation of GTPase activity
Molecular function (GO): guanyl-nucleotide exchange factor activity; protein binding
Source: RefSeq, a predicted model, not a curated record